This is a messenger RNA of Ogataea parapolymorpha DL-1, 2256 nucleotides long. RefSeq lists its product as uncharacterized. The coding region runs from base 1 to 2256 and encodes 751 amino acids. The transcript has a single exon. NCBI's taxonomy places the organism in Eukaryota, Fungi, Ascomycota, Pichiomycetes, Pichiales, Pichiaceae. The record is from RefSeq and is a predicted model, not a curated record.
AUGCUAGGAAACUUGCUGAGAAAAAAAGAGUUUUGCCAGCAGGAACCUACUCUCGACCCACAGGUGCCGCCGCCCGCGUACGCCGCCAGUGACGCCCACUACAACGGGUCCCAGCUCUAUGGCCCUGGCAACACUGUCCCCGUUGCCACUUUCCGGCUCUCGGACAAGUCGAGUCUUUGUCGACUUGUGGUGGUACAGGACUCUGGGAUUCGGUCGAAACAGACGUUGUUCGACUCGGCGCUCAGCCUGCGACCCGGCGUCUCCGAGGCGUCCAGUCCGGCGUACUUGAACAAGUCGUUUCAUCACCCGACCAGCGAGCUUUCGGCGCUCAUGUUUGGCUACUACGGCAUUCUGCUGAACGAGACCAUCUCUACGACCAAGCUGCACUACCUGCCACCGCUCGCGGCGAUGCCUGCGUCGAUGCUGGUCACGCGGCUAUUUUCCGUGAACAGCAGCUUCAGGCUGUGCGAGAGCGGCCACGGUGACCCGGACUGGGCUCCUAAGCCCUGUGUGUACUCGCGGGGUGCCCCCGUGUGCGACGAGGCGCCCACAAGAAUGGGGUUCGGCCUGAUUGUGCCGAUAGGCAAGGACCAGAAUGCCCAUGAAAUCCUGACAAACCAUUGGCCAGAAAUCGCAGGACACUUGGAAUCCACGCAAAAACUCAUUGUGGCCAAACUUCGCACGCUCGCGUCGCUUGGUCGACCGUGUGCAGGGCCUAAACCCUCGUUCCCCGCGGGCUGCCUCCAAAAAGAGCCCGAUCUCGUGCACAGCCUGCAUCUUUUUGUGCGGUCACUGGUUUUCCUCAUCGAGACACCACGGCUGUACGUCCCGCUAAAACAUAACGACUCGACGCUGUGCCGGUGGGCCGCCGCUGUAGCGACGUGGCUGGAGCUCAAGGAUGGCCGCCACCCGUCGCUGGCGCUGCUACCGGCGCCGAUCCAGGAAUCUCAGUCAACGUCGCCCAGCCACACAUGCUCGCCCGUUGUCGGACUCAAGUUUCUAGCUACGCUGCUCACGCUCAUUUUGCCGCAUCGCCGUGAAAUCAUCGACGGCCCGCUCAAUUACCGUACACGUCGUUCCGUGCGCGUUGUGCUUGUCACGGGCAACCCGGUCGUUUCGCAGAAACUUGUAUUAAUUCUUGCGGGCAUCUUUGGCUACGACCGUUUUACAUUCUCCAAAAAGCUCGAAAAGGACGACGACACAGACACCGAUUCGGGGCACAGCCCGACUGCGUCGAAACCGAUCCCGAUCCAGCGCACCGCGUACCAAGACGACUCGAGUUCUGAGUCGAUGUCGCCCGAAAUGACAUUCAGCUCCGGCUCCACUAAGGGCUGGGAGAUCCCGUCCAAGGCGACACCUAUCAUCUCAAACUCACCGAAAUUCACCGAGUUCGCAAAGCCCGAGCGCCAGCCUAUGUCGCAGGUCAGACGAGCGUCCUCGUACGCCUCUCUCCAGAACCUGUCGACGUCGUACGGGUCGCAGUCGACGACAAUGUCGUCGUCGUGGCGCAAUAGACUCCACUUCGGCUCGUUCAUGGAGCGCUGGCGGUCCGGUCUCGGCGAGAGCGUGGAAGUGACACCGCCGGCCGUCGCAGAGUACGACGAGUACCCGUGGAAAUCUGUGUCCUCAGGCGGAGGCAACCUGUCGAGAUUGGCACGUGACCUCGGGUCUCUUGAUCUGGACAAGGAGAAAGCUGUGGUUCGCACCACGUACGAGAUCCCCAGUGUGGGCGAGCGUGUCAAUCUGGCGCAGCUCGUGAUGGCGGCCGACGUGGACUUUGAGGCUAUAGACUUGGCGGGCGGCGCGAAAGUGCUCGACAUUGCGCCGCUAGCCUUGAAAAUACCCCGUCCCCAGGUGCUGCCGCUGAUGACCGGUUUCAUCGACCAGUACCGGCCCGAGUUCUCUCUUCAGGCAUGUCCUGUGCACUACAAUCUGGAGGGUCAGAUCGGCGAGUCGAUGCGCGACGACUGCGCCCGUUUGGGCCCUACAGCCACUAGCAGGACGUUUGUGAUUAAUUUGAAGCAGCGCGAGGUGAAGCUGAUGGAGAUGCAGUACUGUGCAGAGACCGAGACGGCAGAAACAAACUGCCGUCCCACAGUCACGCGGCUCUUUGCACCUUACAAACGCGAUCUCUCUGAGAAGCUUGCACACGAUGUGGAGCAGUGUGACGCGGUGCUGAACCAGAUCCUUCACCUAAUCAAAAAUCGCAACGAAAACGACAAGAUCCGCGCGCUGAUCGAGCAAUUGAUACAUUAA